AUGUUCCUGGCCAAUCAGGUCUCUAUUAAAUGUGACAUCAUCACCUGCCUGUUGGACACAGAGUACAGGAAAGAAUGGGAUUCCCUGGUGAUAAAACUGGAAGUGUUUGAGAGGGACGAGGUGUCGGGAUCAGAGAUUAUUCACUGGGUCACACACUUUCCAUACCCCAUGUACUCCCGUGAUUAUGUGUAGGUCAGGCGGUAUAACGUGGAUGUGGAGAACAACUUCAUGGUGUUGGUGUCCAGGGCAGUAGAGCAUCCGGCUGCCCCCGAGUCCCCAGACUUUGUGCGGGUGAGGUCCUACCAGUCCAAGAUGGUUAUCAACCCCCACAAGUCUUUUGAUGAGAAUGGAUUUGACUACUUGUUGACCUACAGUGAUGACCCUCAGACGGUGUUUCCUCGCUACUGUUUGAGCUGGAUGGUGUCUAGCGGAAUGCCAGACUUUUUGGAAAAACUGCACGCUGCAACUGUCAUGGCUAAAAACAUGGAGAUGGAAGUAAGAGACUACAUCUCGAUAAAACCAGUGGAGAACAAGCCCACGUCUAGCCAGGAGCGCGUGCCUGAGAGCGAUCGCAACGUCCAGCAGCAGAUGGAAUACGCAUAGCACUGUGGAGCCACAGACAAAUAAUAUUGCAACCAAAACGUUCAAACACCGCUCUUGCUGGAGCACACAGAUGUAUUUUUUUUUGCACCAGGGCGAUUCGGCUGCAGUUGCUAUGGCAGCAGAGACUUCUAAACAAGGCCAGGCGUCGAGAUGAUCGCUGACGUUUCACUGCAGUGGAGCAGAACUGAGCUCUGGUUAUCCUCCAGCUGUGAGAGAAUCCCCUGCGUCAUUUAAACAUGUCCAAGUGUGAGGGAGCGCUUUUCUGAUGACUAGCACUUCAACCGCAGGGCUCUCAAACAUCACCAAUACUCCAAUAAAACAAUUCAAAUAAAUAAGUUUUUCCCCUUUUUAAAACAAAAAAAUCCAUCCAAGUUUUCUAAGUGCUGCCCAGUGAC
Messenger RNA from Polyodon spathula (Mississippi paddlefish), 998 nucleotides. Its product is annotated as stAR-related lipid transfer protein 7, mitochondrial-like. Gene Ontology annotation, molecular function: lipid binding. The transcript has 6 exons. The record is from RefSeq and is a predicted model, not a curated record. Lineage: Eukaryota; Metazoa; Chordata; Actinopteri; Acipenseriformes; Polyodontidae.